AAUGCUAGCAUAGAGUUUGUUUGUGUUUAAAAGUCCAUAUUUUGUUCAAAAUUCUGCACAUGUAACAUAUUUCGAGCGCAAUCUCGCAAUCCACAAAAUAUGAUGAGUCCAAAGGUGGAUCAUUCAAAACACUAUCAAGAUUGGCUCGUAAUUGACGAGUUGGCGUUCACAAGUCCAAAAAUACACAAAAGCAGAGGCCCUGGUCUGGAUUCCACUGCUGACUUUGGUUGCGACACAAACGAGAACGCGAGCAUUAUGCAAAGGUUUCGAGAAAUCAACAAGGAAACCGCCGAUGACCUGGAAAAGAUACGGGCAAAGUUGCAGCAGAUUGAGAAUAACCUGCAGGAAUGCAACGCCGAAAGGUACUUGCAGGCUGACCCAAACUUUGACCAUUUGGACCGACUCUUGGGGGAGGCUGUAAAGGAGGUUGUUGAGAUGCAAAAGGGAGCCAAUACUGCAGUGUUGGAGUUAACAAGGUCAGUGGAAAGGAUUGACAGUUUGGUGAACAAGACAGAAGACCUGAGGGAAAAGUCGGAAAACUUUAGAAGAGUCGCGCAAAAUGUCGAUUCCGGCUUAUCCUUCAAGGUAAAGCUCCUAAUUGCUGCCAUUGCCUUAAUCGCAAUCAAAAUAUUAUUCUCACUAUGGCAGUAAAAUGGUCCACAUGGAUGAGGCUCUAUAGGAUGAUUGCCAGCGUCCUACCAAUGGCAUGGUGAUUAAAGUUGUAAUGAUG
Molecule: messenger RNA, 730 nt
Organism: Theileria equi strain WA
Lineage: Eukaryota; Apicomplexa; Aconoidasida; Piroplasmida; Theileriidae
Exons: 2
Coding region: 100-651 (183 amino acids)
Source: RefSeq, a predicted model, not a curated record